Scleropages formosus (Asian bonytongue) is the source of this 2056-nucleotide messenger RNA. Its product is annotated as aldo-keto reductase family 1 member B1-like. The transcript is spliced from 10 exons. Gene Ontology annotation, molecular function: oxidoreductase activity. Bases 161 to 1114 code for a protein of 317 amino acids. NCBI's taxonomy places the organism in Eukaryota, Metazoa, Chordata, Actinopteri, Osteoglossiformes, Osteoglossidae. The record is from RefSeq and is a predicted model, not a curated record.
ACAGGGCGCCACGCGGACCGGGUCGCCGAGCCCCGGUAGCAGUUCUGCGAAACGCGGUGCGCGCGUCUCGCUCUCGCUAACAUAAAAUAUCAGUAAAGGAUCGUUUUCAAAUUGCUACAGAGAGCAUUUGUGACCAUAAUUCAUAAUAAUAAUAAUAAUAAUGGCGAAGGAGUCUGUGAAGCUCAACACCGGUGCUGACAUGCCCCUUGUGGGUCUCGGAACAUGGAAGUCUGCUCCCGGACAAGUGACCGAGGCCGUGAAGGUCGCCGUCGCGGCGGGCUACCGGCACAUCGACGGGGCCUACGCUUACGAGAACGAGCACGAGGUUGGGGAAGGCAUCUGGGCCAUGAUCAGGGAGGGAGUAGUGAAAAGAGAGGAGCUCUUCGUAGUCAGCAAGCUGUGGUGCACCUUCCAUGAGAAGCCCAUGGUGAAAACAGCUUGCCAGAAAACUCUGAAGGACCUCCAGCUGGAUUACCUGGACCUGUAUUUGAUGCACUUCCCUAUGGGUUUCCAGCCUGGAACGAAGAUUCUUCCUCUGGACAGUGAAGGAUUGAUUAUUCCACACAACACCAACUUCCUGGACACAUGGGAGGCCAUGGAAGAACUGGUGGAUGCUGAUAUGGUCAAGGCCAUUGGAAUAUCAAACUUCAAUCAUGAGCAAAUCGAGGCGCUUCUAAACAAGCCAGGUCUUAAGUACAAGCCAGCCAACCAUCAGAUUGAGUGCCACCCCUACUUAACCCAGGAGAAGAUGAUCAGCUACUGCCGUUCCAAGGGUAUAUCUGUGACAGCCUACAGCCCCCUGGGCUCCCCCGACAGACCUUGGGCCAAACCGGACGACCCCUCUUUGCUAGAGGAUUGCAACAUCAAAGCCAUAGCUGUGAAGCACAAGAAAACCCCUGCUCAGGUGCUGCUCCGCUUUCAUGUCCAAAGGAAUGUGGCAGUGAUUCCCAAAUCUGUCACACCACAGCGUAUCCAGGAGAACUUCCAGAUCUUUGAUUUUGAACUCAGUGAAGAUGAGAUGAAAACUCUUCAAGGAUUCAACAGGAACUGGAGAGCCUGCACCAUGCAUUGGGGAGUGAAGCACAAGGACUACCCCUUUAAUGCUGACUUCUGAAGAGAAGAGGAUCUCAGGAGAUUUUUGCCUUAUCUUAUAAAUGCUUUCCAGAAGACAAGAAUAAGAUACACAAUUGCUGGUAGGCUUCACUUUGAUCAGUGCAGACACACCAGUCUUGCUUUUUAGGGUUUGAAGAGUAGCUGUGGAUUUACAUUUAUUCGUUUAGCUCGUGCUUUUCUGCGAGGCAACUUACCAUGUUAAUCUAGCUACAAUUAUUUACCCGUAUUUAACAUUUAUAUAGUAUGGUACUUUUACUGGCGCAAUUUAGGGAAGGAGUGUUGCUCAAGGAUGCUACUGCUGGUGGUGGGAUGCAAACCUGCAACAUGUAGAUUCAGAGGUAGCAGCUCUAAUCGCUACACUACCGGCUGUCCGCUACCAGAUUUGUUGCCGAAUUAAAUCUUUGAUUAUAGAAAAAUGUUUAUCCUCUUGUGUUCAAAAUUUUAUUUUCUUAGAAAAGAUCAAGAGCCCCUGGGGAGGAAUAUGACUGUGUUGCUGACAUGAGGUUUUCUGAUUUCAUCCAGUUUUUUUUUUUCCGGGAUCAGUGACUAUAUUAAAAUUGUGCUGUAUGCUAAUAUUUCAUUGUAGGAAAUUGUUGUGUACCCCAUAAGAACUCUUGCAUGAUCCAUUGUGACAGAAAUCAUAAUUCUUGUAUUUACCUUAAUAUUGUGUGCCCUUCCAAAGUGACUGGCAUUACUGUAGACAUGAGUCUAAACACCAUACAAAUACAAAUGAUUUCACCCUGGAAACAAGUAAAAAUCCAGUUCAUAAUUCUAAAUUCCUUGAUUGCAUAAGUGUUGUAUACCCUUUAUAAUGGGGGAGGUUAUCACUGUGCUCAGAUUUAAUAAGUUGUUUUCCAAACCGUGAAUAAAGGCAGUUUGCCUUGACAUGGUGAAAACUGAACUGAUUCUAAUUAAGCCCUUAAUAAAAUCAUCUAUUCCUGCA